This is a messenger RNA of Numida meleagris (helmeted guineafowl), 5977 nucleotides long. It is a transcript of the gene FRMD1, whose product is annotated as FERM domain containing 1. The transcript has 14 exons. Bases 1362 to 3200 code for a protein of 612 amino acids. The record is from RefSeq and is a predicted model, not a curated record. Gene Ontology annotation, cellular component: cytoplasmic side of apical plasma membrane; cytoskeleton. Gene Ontology annotation, biological process: positive regulation of hippo signaling. Lineage: Eukaryota; Metazoa; Chordata; Aves; Galliformes; Numididae.
GCUGCUCGGGUUCGGGUGUCCCGUGCUGAGCUGCAGAGGUGCCGGCCCUGACGAUAAGGACCUAAAAAUCGCAGGGGUUGCUAUCAGAGAAAGUAACACGGGUGUAUCUCUGGCAGCGGUCGCCUUUGCUGUGAUGUCCAAAACAAGGCUUUCAGACGCUGGUGUCCCCAUUCGUUUGUUCAAGUGUUUGAAAAUUUUUUCUAUCUAGUUCCUGGAAAGCUUGGAGCAACCGUAGAAUGCCGUGGCCUCACUGCGCUGGUAAUUCCUCGCUGUAAUUGCGAUAGGUUCUCAGUCAGGCGCGCUGCCUCCAGCACCCGUGAUGCUGGAGCUCUGCCUGGGCCCAACGACCUCAGAUCAGGGGGAAGUGGGACCCACCGGGGGAAAAGGUGUUUCACUCAUAGCCCCUUCCUUUUCCUUUUAAAGGUGAAGAUGAGCAUAAACAAAACAGGUCUCCAUCAGACUGUGCGUUGUAGUCAGACACUGUGCAUUGUAGUUACGUGGUUGCCCUACUGCUAGUCCAGUUCAAGACAAUGUGAGUGACUUGCGUGCCUGUUCUGCUCCGGGGUUACGCUGCUUCUUUUCCAGCAGGAGUUCUUGUGCUGUUCCUCAAUGCUCUUGGGGGUGUUUGGCAGCGGCACCUUAAUUCUUAGCAACUGAGCAUGGAGAAGCUGUGGGUCAGACCCAGAAGUCCUCAAGCUUUUAAGGAGCUGCUCCUUUGGAGAAUGUCAGGAGGGGGAUCUUUUCUUUAAGGAACUCCUUACACUUGCUUUUGUUUUCUUUUUUCUUUUUUUUUUCUUGCUCUCUUUCCUCUUUUUGCAAAACUCAGCAUCGCCACAAAAAGGGACCAUUCUCUGUAAGGCUGUUUGUCCUCAUUCUGUUUCUUUUUUGGGCUGUGCUCUCCCGUUUCCCCAUCCCUUUGCUGAAGGUAGCUGCUGGCAGCAGCAUGUGCGGUAUCUGAAGCUGCAUUUGCUCCUACAGACCUUGUUUGUGAUGGUGGCGUUAAUUCUGUCAAAGUAUGGGCAGAUUGGUGAUUUCACGCUUGUAAUAGAAGCAGGCUGUGUUCCAGACAGAGCUGUAUCUCUCUGUUCUGGAAGCUCCUCUGUUCCACAUAUUCAGAGCAGAGAAGAGUGUUGGUUUAAGACAAGUUGCACUUUUCAGGGAGGGAAAAAGUUAGAAGCAGGUUGAUGCAGAAGGUGACUGGUUGAUGUGGAUGUUCAGAUUUGGAUUCGAGUGCCAUGAGAUGAGCAGUGGACUUUCUCCUUCCUCUGGAAAAGUGCAUGGGAUGAAGGGAGCCUGACGCUCAUCCACAGCAGAGAGGAGACGCCGGGUGCUGCUGGCGGGGCCACGUGGAGCUGCCCGCCAUGAGCCGGGCACUGCUGUCUGGCAGGAUGCAGCCCGAGGGCCGCAGCGUCUGCGUCUUCCUGCCAGACCGGGAGCAGCUCAGCCUGACUGUGGGGGUCAAAGCCACCGGACAGGAGCUCUUCCAGCAAGUUUGUGAUUUAGUGAAGAUUAAAGAGCCUCAUUUCUUUGGCCUCAGCAUUGUUAAAAAUAAUGAAUAUGUUUUCAUAGACCUGGAGCAGAAGCUUAGCAAAUACUUCUCAAAGGAAUGGAAGAAAGAAACCAGCAAAGUAAGACAGGGAACAGAGAAAUUCAGCCCUCCUUUUGUUGCAUUCUUUAGAGUACAAUACUAUGUAGAAAAUGGAAGGGUAAUAAGUGAUAAGGUGGCAAGGCAGCUCUACUACUGCCAUCUCAAAGAGCAAGUACUUAUGUCUCGGUGCAACCACAAAGAAGAAAUCUACUUCCUGCUGGCUGCCUACAGUUUACAGGCAGACUUGGGAAACUACAGGGAGGAGGUCCAUACUGGGAAAUAUUUUGAACCUCAGGCGUAUUUCCCACAAUGGAUAAUUGCGAAGAGGGGGAGUGAUUACAUCUUGAAACAUGCCCCAGAGAUGCACCGAGAACAGCAAGGCCUGAGUGCAAAGGAAGCUGUGCUGAAGUUCAUUAAGGAGUCCUGCUUGUUGGAAGAUGUGCCUGUCCACUUCUACAGGCUGCAGAAGGAUAAGAAGGAGGAUCGCCCGACAGUUAUCCUGGGCCUGACCCUUAGAGGAAUGCACAUCUAUCAGGAGGUGAACCAUGUUCGUCAGCUCCUCUAUGACUUUCCCUGGUCACACAUCGGGAAGCUGGCAUUUCUGGGGAAAAAAUUCGAGAUCCAGCCAGAUGGUUUGCCCUCCGCACGGAAACUGGUUUACUACACAGGCUGCCCCUUCAGGUCACGGCACCUGCUGCAGCUCCUCAGCAACAGCCACCGGCUCUUUCUAAACAUCCAGCCAGUGUUGAAGCAAAUCCAAAAACUGGAGGAGGCUGAAGAGAAGAAGCGCUACCGGGAGUCCUAUAUCAGUGACACACUGGACAUGGACCUGGACCCGUGUGAUAAGAACUCACAUGGCAGUGGUAGCAGUGGAGGCAGCCGGAGAGAUAAUCGUCUCUCGCGCCAGUCCACAGGGAGUCAUGGCAGCUCACACACAUCAGGCAUCGAGGCUGACUCGAGGCACCGUGUGUCAGUGGAAAUGUCGGUGGAUGAGCCCUUUGGUAUUGACCGAGUGCACAGGAAAGAGAAAUCCUGCAGCUCAACCAUCAGCUACGGCAGCUCUGGCAUUGACAGUGGCAGCAAAGGAAGGGCUGAAGAUGACUCUCAGGAUGAUGAUCUUGAGCUGGCAGUAGAUGAGCCAGAGGAGGUGCCUGUAGAUGAGCCUUUAGAGGGAGACCAGUUAGAGGAGGCCACUGUGGGAGAAUCUGUUGAAUCUCUUCCUCUAGAUGCUGCUAGCUGCCAAGCUAUAAAUCAAGAAUCGCUGCCUGUGGUGCAAGUCACACUAAUAAAAAUGAGAGGUCAAAGCGUGGAGUCCCUUCAGCAGGUCAGGUCGCCCAAGGGCAGGAGCUGCACAGACCAGCACAGCCAGAGUUUGGAUGACAUUCGGCUCUACAAACACCGGCAUCCACCACUAAGUGCCACGCUGUCGUCGGACACGUCCCACAGCUACACGUUUGGCUGCAGCCUGGAAGAUAAACUGGCUAUCUAUGGCUGUGUUUAUUCCACAGCGGACUGCAAAACCAAGUCUGCCCUUUAUGGGAAGCGAUCCAUGAACUGCCUCUCCUUGGAUCUUCUGGGAGAGGACCAGCUGCCGGAGGAGUUUGUGGUGUAAGGAGUUUGGAGCUCUUCCAUACCCAGGGAAACAGCUCGUCAUGGAAAUAUAUACCUCAUUAACACAUGUGAUGUCACUGGUCCUUGCAGGAGAUUGAGCAGCUUUGUUACUCGGCUCCCUAAUCAUUAAGUGGCAUCGCUUCUGCAGACCUGUCUACAGGGCGAAUCAACUGGAGUGUAGCACUUAAUGUUGGCAUUGAAGUGUCUUGUGAGCAGAAAAUGGAAGUGGCCUGCACCAUUAGCAGUGACCAAAAAAACCCCACAAAACAGUAAACCAAAACUGAUACUGAGCUGGCGAAACAAACAUUGUGUCUAAAUGAAUUUAUCAAAAAUAGAUAUAAAAGGUCCUUGUCAGUUUAGCUUACUGCCUUUCUUUUCUGGUCUAUAUGUUGAUGCUAGUAUGCAAAUAGUGGGGUUGUUUAGAGAUUGUGCUGCUGCAACACUGCCAACAGCUGUCAGGCCGGGAUAUACUCUGAGCAUAUUUGGAGUUCUGUGUAUGGUAAAUGUGACUGGUAAAUGAAUCCUUAUGUCCUUGAGGGAGAUUAGGGGGAAAAGAUGGAACAAAUAAUCUGGCCGCUUCUGAGCAUACAGAGAACAAUUUACGAGCAGUAAAUAACUGGCUUUUGAAGACAGCAGCGUGACUGGAGAAUUUGACAAGGAAUGAUGUCCCCCUGUAUAGAAUCAUACUUUAUGUUGUUGUUUUCUUUAUUUUUAAUACAUUUGUUCCUUAGAAAUUUUUACUCUGCUUUGGAGGCAAGUAUAGACUGAAGAAAGUUGCUUUGAAUGGAUGAAGUGCCUAAUGACUGUGCUUAACUUAGUCCUGGAUAGGUCAUGUGAGUGAGUGAUGCUGUAGGGCCUGUGAUAAUGAAGGCGUGGUGGGGUGGAACCAAGGGUAUGUGUUUAGUGAUUUCAGUCCCGUGGAGCUGGCCGUGCUGGCAUUCACCAGAAAAGUAGUUACAGUUAUGCUGUUUGACUAAGGCAUUGUCUGGUGUGGGAAACACCUCGCUACCUUUUUGCAUCCAAAUAUAUGUAUAUUUGUUUGAUUUCCUUCUCUGUCUUUCCCCACUGUCUAGUACCUCUUCUCCAUUGAUUGCCAGUGUUUGGGAAGCUUGUACUUAGAGGCAGGCCAUGUGUAACCUGUGCCCAGCUUUUUACAGCCUUGCAGGUGAAAAAUAAUCAUUGUUUUAUGGCAAAAUUCAGAACUAGAAUGAUGCUAUUGUGCUGAUAUAGGAAGUGAGUGUUGCACAGUGUUAAUCAGUCAAAAGAGGAAGAUGACUGCAGUUGGGAAAGGAAGGAAGUCAGAACAUGAGGAGAGUUCAAGCUGCUUUCACAGUGAACUUGCUGGCCUAGCUGGUAAACUGCAUUCCUGCAAACUGUUAAAAUAGCAAAUCCAUGAAGUCUUUAAUGUCUGUUUCUGUGCAGGUGAAUGAGGUGUAGAGAUGUAACGUCAGGCCAUCAUUUGGAUCUGUGUGUACUGAAGUGACACCAGUAGCUGUACACAUUCUUGUAGAUGAAUCCAGCACAAACCCUAACUGUGUUUGAUGAAUGAGUGAUGGACACAAGCUCUCUGUAACCACAACUUAAUUGACUGUGCCCUCUUUGAUCACAUUGCACUUUCUUCCUGUAAUGAACAAUUCUAGCCUGUACGUUCACCAUAGCCUUUUCUUCCAUCCUUGCAAGCAAAGCCAAAAUGCCUUUUGAGUACUUGAGGUAUAUUUGUUAUAUCCAAAAUGUCCUUUCACCAUUUAGGGCUGCGUCCCCUGAUACCUGGGGCCUGUCUGGCCUUAAGCCGUGGGAGAUGGGCACCCCCGAGAUCCAGGAGGCUGGUGGCAGCCUUGCUCCUGCACCCACCACAGAUCUGGAGGGACAGCUCUUACCACAGUGGUGCACACUCUCCAGUGAGAAAGGUUGGGGAGGUCUAGAAUGAUGGCUCUGCUGAACUGUGGCUCUCCCACACAUACUGACAUACAACUGCUCAUGGUCCUGGCAAUGGUUAACUGGGAAAAAGUUCAAAAGAUAUCAUUGUCUGGUGUCUUAAAACAUGCGUGUGCACCACAUGCUCACAUCCAUGAACACGUCUCAAAGAUGAUCACAGUGGUAUCUGCCUCAACCUAACAAGCUUACUGAAGCAUGUACUACCAUUAAGCAGCUUGGUAUUUUCUUGAUAUUUUUCAGUACUAGUGACAUGCUACAGUCCAGUGUUGCUGAUUCACAAAAUGUACCAGUGCCUGACAGCAGUGCAGUUGGCUCUUUAAUGAGUAUUUUUUGCCUUGUAUGUACAUGUUCCUUGUAUUUAUUCACAGCUGGUGGGGAAGGCAAGCUCUCCAAGUCUGGCCAUUGUUGCUCAGUGGUCUACACAAACCACUCCAGUACUGUAAGUUAAAUAUACAUGUGAAGGGGAGACUGGACAUUUUAUGUGUACACUGAGAAUGAAAUAAUUAAUACUUUACAAGCACUGUGAAUAUCUGUUAUGCAAGUUUUUGUAUUCAUAUGGAAACAAAAAAGUUCCUGGUAGUAAUAGAUCUUUUUUUGUCUUUGUAUUUAGAAUGUCUUUUAUUAUUUUGGUUUGAUUACUUUGGUAGAGGGUAACAUGUAAGCAUUUAUCAAUGGAUGUUAGAAACUAGCUGCCAAUAUUUGUAUAUAUUUGUAAUAUACUCAUGGUAUAAUCACUCUAUUUUAAUGGUAAAAGUUUCUCCUUUCCAUGAAAGGAAUUCCUCAUUCAAAAUAAAAUAUAAAUAAUUAUAUGUAUACCUGCAAUAAAGUAUGGACAGAAAACAA